Molecule: messenger RNA, 369 nt
Organism: Gongylonema pulchrum
Lineage: Eukaryota; Metazoa; Nematoda; Chromadorea; Rhabditida; Gongylonematidae
Source: the annotation of a GenBank genome assembly
UAUCACUUUUCACGUUCUUUUCCACAGGAUGUUGGUGGCCAGGAUAAAAUACGGCCACUUUGGAGACAUUAUUAUACAGGCACGCAGGCCUUAAUAUACGUGAUUGAUGCCGCCGAUCGAGAGAGGGUGGAUGAAGCUAGACAGGAAUUGCAUCGAAUCAUCAACGAUCGCGAGAUGAGGGAUGCAAUUAUUCUCGUUUUUGCCAAUAAGCAGGAUCUUUCGGAGGCUAUGAAGCCUCAUGAAAUACAGGAUAAGUUGGGGCUUACACGAAUACGGGAUCGAAACUGGUACGUGCAGCCAUCUUGUGCUACAACUGGCGAUGGUUUGUAUGAAGGUUUGACGUGGUUGUCGUCCAACUGUAAGCCUUAG